UCUCAUUCGAGCUMAGACCGUCCAGGUAUCAACAUCUCAAAGAUGAAGACUUUGAUCGUCCUAACUGUUUUGGUUGCAUAUGUGGCUGCACGUCCACGCAUCUACUCAAAUUCUAACAAGUCUCCACUUACAAUUCUCGACGAGUAUGACGAUAUCUACAACAAUCGGCCACCAUUUUUACAAAAGCAAGAGGACCACGAGCUGCAACGACACCCCCUACUAACAAGAAGUGAAAGCCAGGAGCAGCAACGACCCCCUUUCUUAACAAGAAGUGAAAGCCAGGAACAGCAACGACCCCCUUUCUUAACAAGUGAAAGCCAGGAACAGCAACGACCCCCUUUCUUAACAAGAAGUGAAAGCCAGGAACAGCAACGACCCCCUUUCUUAACAAGUGAAAGCCAGGAACAGCAACGACCCCCUUUCUUANAGAACGUAAAGAGAAAGAAGAGAAAGAACGAAAAAGAGAGAGAAGAAAAGGAAGAAGACGGAUUGAAAGAUAAAAUAGAAAAAGAAAAGCAUCGAUCCGAAGAGAAAGAAGAGAAAGAGAAAGAUACCGAAAAGGAAAAAGAAGACAAAGAGAAACACAAUGAGGAGGAAAAGGAGGAAAAACAAAAAGACGAAGAAAAAGAAAAAGAAGAAAAAGAGGAAGAUCGUGUAAAAGAGAAGAUCCACAAGGAGCGACGCCGCGCUGAAGAGAAGGAGGAAGAAGAAGAAGAUCGUGAAAAGGAAAAACAACACCAGGAAAAACAUCGCGAAGAGGAAAAGGAAAGCGAAGAAAAACAUGAGGAGAAGGAAAAGCUCGAAAAAGAGAAAGACAAGGAA
This is a messenger RNA of Exaiptasia diaphana, 822 nucleotides long. Its product is annotated as cilia- and flagella-associated protein 251. The record is from RefSeq and is a predicted model, not a curated record. The transcript is spliced from 3 exons. Lineage: Eukaryota; Metazoa; Cnidaria; Anthozoa; Actiniaria; Aiptasiidae. The annotation marks the transcript as partial.